CAGGCAACCUGUCAUUGCAUGGCAAUAGUUGGUAUCGUCUUAUUCUUGCUUAUCCCACGUGCUGGUGGAGGGAAUCCUUCGAUCUUGGCGCGAGCGAGGGUUGAAGUUCCGAGACUCCCGGUUUUCGUCUCGCGGCUACCACCUCAAUGCCAAGACUUUGACUCACCCUCAGCCAACAUGGCGUCCGCAGAUGCAAUCUCCCAGCUCCGGCUGAUGGCAGAUCCCCAGCCUGGCACAGGCACCAUCCCCCCGACCCUGCGCACGCUGGUCCCCCAGCACGCCGCAUGCGCCGAAGCCCUCCGCGUGGCCGAGCACUGGCUGCCCGCCGCGAUCCUCAACCACAGCUUCCGCGUCUUCCUCUACGCCCACGCCUUCCUCGCACUCCCCUCCGACCAUCGCUCCCCAGAGGAAAAAGAGGACGCCAACGCGAACGUCCCGCUGCCCGUGCUCUUCACAACCGCCAUCCUCCACGACAUCGGCGCCGCCACUGUGUUCGACUCCCGCCCGCAGCGCUUCGAGGUCCUCGCUGCCGAUGCCGUCGCUGCUAUUUUGCGCGACCACGGCUGCGGGCCCGAGGCCGUCGUGCGCGAGUCCUGGCUCGCCGUGGCGCUGCACGCCAGCCCGGGGAUUGCCGAGGCGCUCGGCGGGGUGGUGCGCGCGGUGCGGCUGGCUGUGCUGGCGGAUUUUGGGGCGCACGCGAAGCCGGAUGUCGGGAGGUCUUGGCCGGUGAUGCUGCCUGUGGGUGGCAAUGGGCUGCAGGGGGGCAGGCCUUCGGAGGAGACGGAGGAGGGAUGGUUGGAGAGGGCGCUGCCACGGUUGGAUGUCGAGAAGGUGCUUGGGGAUAGGGUGGUUGAAGGAGCGAUGGGGGAAUUGGAGAGCGUGAAAGCGCCUGGGGGGUCGUGGCCGGGGGAUCUGGUCAGGGCGAAAAAGGCGGCGCCGCCGGGGUGGGAAGGGGUGAAUCCGGCGUUUUGAGGGGAGGUAAGAAGGGUGGUGAUCUCCUGCUUGUAUUGUUGAUGCGCGGUCGUCACGGCGGCGACGCCGAGCGAGAGCAAGUUGGCGGAGCCAAAGGAGCUCGGCGCGGCGGACGCGGUGGUGGAGGCCACCAAGGACUUCAGCCCGCUGCUGCAGAUGGCCAGCGGCGUGCAUGUCAGCUUCCUUGGCAGUUUCGUCUUCGGCACGCCCGAGUUUCCCCAGUGGGAUGUUCUGCUGAAAAAGAUCGUCAUUGAGGACGGGUGGGCCAGGGGCAAGAUGGUGGUCGUUGUGGACGAGAACUCGUCCCGGUGAUGGAAACCAGAUUCGAUAUGCCGGAACAGAGGGGGCCACAGGCCAAGGAGUUAAGCCUCUCAAUGCACAGCUGCUAUUCUCGUUGCGUCUGCCCAAUCGUCUUCCGGACCGCCCAGCUUUCGAGUCAAGAUUGCCACUGGAUAUCCACGGGGUUCCAAAGUUAUACCCGAGGGCCAAAGGAAAAGUGGGUAUUUU
Thermothielavioides terrestris NRRL 8126 is the source of this 1479-nucleotide messenger RNA. RefSeq lists its product as uncharacterized. The transcript has 2 exons. The record is from RefSeq and is a predicted model, not a curated record. The coding region runs from base 178 to 972 and encodes 264 amino acids. NCBI's taxonomy places the organism in Eukaryota, Fungi, Ascomycota, Sordariomycetes, Sordariales, Chaetomiaceae.